CCAUGCGUUCGAGAUUGCAAACAUCUAAUUAAGCGAGUCGGACAUGGCGCCCAAUGCGGAGGAGGAAUUGCUGGUUGUGAAACCAUGGGGACCGCAACCAGAAAAGGAACGCUUAAGGCCACCCACGUAUAAUGCUGAAGAUUACGCAAUCGCGCUGAGACGAUGGGGAAGACGCCCAUUAGGAACUGUUCAAGACUCUCAAGGUACUUUGCCGUCGACAACCAGUUCAAGUUCCGGUUACGCAUCCGGAAGUGGCGAGAUGACCUUGAGACAAUUCACAUCGGUCAGCGAGCUGUUAAAUAAACUCAGAGCCGAUCUCAGACUUGCCUUUCCCAGCUUCGUGCAAGAGUUCGCCUCGCCGCCGGCGGACGGAAUGACCCUGCUGUUGGAAACUUUACGCGGCGUUCAACUGGCUCAAAGUUCACCCCCGAAUUCGGGGCAGACCGGACCUAGGAUCGGUACCAGAAGGGCUGCCUUAGACGAAUUGGGGUGCGUGGAAUGCCUGGCGGCAUGCGGCGAAAGAUGCGCCGAUGCACCGCGACUAUUAGUGCAAGCUCAACCUGGCCUUCUAGCUCUCGCGGUCUGUCUGACUAGUAGUCUCAACCGGUCCCGAGUUCUGGCUCUUCAGCUCUUGACGAAAGUGUGCCAAGCACCAGGUGGACACGCUGCUGUUUCGGAAGCAGUAUCGACUCUGAGACUCAAAUAUGGAGAAGGAGGGAGGUUUCGAUUUUUAGCAGGCGCUCUUUUAGCCCCGAGAGCAGCCAUCGCGUUGAGGGUUGCAGGAGUUUCGUUUUUAAACGCUUUUCUGAAAUCUGCACCCCGCACGCAAACCAAGUUAUACAUUCAGGCUGAGGCCUGCGAAGCUGGUUUAGAGCCGCAGGUACUUCAGGAAUGGCUUAGAGAAUUUGACGGACGCGAAGAGGACGCUUUAACUGAUUUACUGCACAAGGAAGUUCAGAGAUGGGCAAACAACUGUGUCGACGUGGAUGCUCUGCAACGCAGAGUGACGCGUGCGGAAGAAACUUGCAGGGUACUCAGCAAAAAGGUGUCGCUUUUGCAGAUGCAAUUAGAGAAACGAAAUGACUGCAACUUGGAAGAACGAGAUAAAUCCACGCCGGUGAUUCUUAUUGCUGCUAAAAGCCCGAAAGUAUCUUCGAACGCGGAAGAUGAAGGUAUCAGCUCUUCGGAGAGAUCCAGUAGUCCUGAAGAUACAAAGCAUCAAGCAAGAAUCAACCGGCAGAAAGUCUCACCUGUGCAAAGCAACGAUCAGGAAACAACGAUAGAUGACGUGAUCGAGGAGCUGAGAAUCAUAGUGAAAGACGCUGAGGAAGAAUUCAGCGACAAAACUCAAGAAUUGAAUCAUCGUGCUAAUAACAAUCAAGAAACUGUCCGUAAUAAGCAAGAAUCGGAUAAAAAUAAAUUAUAUCGAUCGAAUUCCAAGAUCUCGUUGAAUAACUCUGAGAGUUAUAUGUACGACAAAAUAUCCAAGAGAGACCAAUAUACGGAUUUGAAGAUACUAAAAUCGAAUACGGGCUCUAACGCAUUUCAAAAUCAGAUAAAAAGUGAGCAAGUGACUUAUUUCGGCAAUGAUCAAGAUUAUAGUACUGAUUCGGAUGGCACAAAGAAAUUGAGUCUUGGGCUGCGCAAAACAUCAAAGUCAUCGAUGGAAGGCAGCGUUAAGAUAGUUGUAAAGGGACCCGAUGUGGAAGAGGCAAUAGUACCGGCUAUUCUACAUCCACAACCGCCACGAAGGGCACCGCCGUGCUUAUCAGCCAUCAUGUCCGCUAGGCAUUGCGACUUCGCUGAUCAUGCAGAGAUGUACAACUCCCACGACGAGGAAGUCGAGGAAGAAACUCUCGGUGACGGCAGCGAUUCAUUGCUAAGCGCCUCCAAACUCAAGUAUAACAGCAAACAUCAAAUCUACGACGGACAAAUGAGAAUUAUUAAUGAGAAUCACUUGCAGAAACAAACUAAAAGUGAUACUAUAUUGAUAGGCUCGAAUCGUAUCGAUGUUAAAUUUAGAAAGAGUCUCGAUGAUUUGCAUCACUUCGAAGAUAAUGAUAGAAAAACUUUGAGAAAUUACGAUGCUUCGAAAGCAAAUAUUAUUACGGAUGUCAGGCCAAUUAAUAAACAAAUCGACGUUUACAGACAAUUCGAAUCUAUUCCCAAGGGAUUUGAGACGUCCUCUGGACGAUCGGCUGAUCAACGGAUGAUUCAUCGGCAUAGUUCUAAAUAUAGAAGCGAAAUAGAAAAGAGGAAAUAUUUACGUCGUUCCGCUAGUCAUGAUUACUUCGAGUCGAAUGUGUCCAGUCCACAAUCGAGACGGUCGGGGAGUAAAGUGGAGUGUCGUAUCAGAAAAUUUGAAAGUUUAAAUUCUUUUGACGAGCAUCGAAGUCUACAGAAUUAUGAGAGAUCAAACGACUUUGAGAAUCUUGGUAAGCAUGAGCAGGUGUCACUGCUGACUGAUUCUUCUAGAUUUAAAAUGCGUAGAUCGGAAUCUUUUCAUCACAUCUCUCAUCAUGUGUCAAAGAGAGAUCAAUGCUCAUCGAAAGGGGAAAGCGACAGUGGUCUUUUUUAUUACACGGAUUUUAAUUUGAAGCCUGUUGUCACGAGACGACCGCGAUCAAUCGACGCACCAAAGUCUCCCAGUUUGAUAACGAAAUCCCUGGACAGGAUUGAUGAAGGCCUAGACUCGAUGGUCGAUAUUGUUAUUACGCAAGAGCAAAAUCAAUGGAACGCGAAUAAACGUCAGACAAAAGCGAUCAAAUCCCGCAAUGAGAAGCAGCCAACAAGAUCGAGAGUAAUCAAAUCUUAUGAUUUUUGUGGUAAUUCUUCAGAAUUUGAUCAACAAGGAAAGCGAGAUAAUCUCGUUUCUAGAAAUAAAGAAAUAAAGAACGAUGAACUGUAUCAUGUUAACAAUAAGCAAUUAAAAAGUGACGAAUUCUACGAAGAGAACUCGCGAAUGGAACUACAGAGAACUCGCGAAUGGAAUUAUCAUAACGAGUUAAAUUAUGCGAGAAGCAAGGGCGAAAUUAAUUCAUCGGAAGACUCACCGAUAAUAUUAUCAAAAAAUGGCAUAAGACACAAUUCUUUUUGCCAGAAAGAUAAAAUCAAUAAUAAGUUCAUUAGCAGACCGAACGAAUCAGGAAUUUUUGCUGGGCGAACAUACGAUACAUUUGGUCUUGGAAAGAAUCGUUUUAACGCGGGCAAAUAUUCGGGUAAUCAGCCAAUUAAAGAAAAUCUAAUUAGUCGAAGAAAUACAACAUCUUCGCUGAUUGGGAAACGUGGAAAAGUAACGGACAUUGUCUCCGGUCUUUACUGA
Molecule: messenger RNA, 3322 nt
Organism: Atta colombica
Lineage: Eukaryota; Metazoa; Arthropoda; Insecta; Hymenoptera; Formicidae
Gene: mwh
Exons: 6
Coding region: 44-3322 (1092 amino acids)
Biological process (GO): regulation of cell shape; cell migration; cortical actin cytoskeleton organization
Cellular component (GO): cytosol
Molecular function (GO): actin filament binding; small GTPase binding
Source: RefSeq, a predicted model, not a curated record